CGUGUUUAACAGUUUCAACCGUACUAGUGCUACUAAGAUGGCCACUCAGAUUCAGAUGCUGCUGCUGGACUACCUGCCCAAAACUGAAGGCCUUUUGCCCAAAUGGCAACUCAUAGUCGCCACAAUGGCUGUGUUCAACACUAUUCAGAACUUUGCGACACUGAAGCUGACCCGCAGGCUCUAUGCUCGCGUUCCGUCUGCCUCAAUAACAGCACUCCAGGCACGAACGUUUGCAGUUUGGACAUUAACAUCAGCAGUCAUACGGGGAUAUGCUGCGUACAAUAUCAACAACAAAACGAUUUAUGAUAUGGCUCUCCUCACGUACCUUAUCGCAUUUGGGCACUUCACCUCUGAGAUUUGCUUCUUCCGCACAGCUAAAAUCAAUCUACCUGUUCUGAGCCCUGUGAUUGUCUCCACUGCAUCACUGAUUUGGAUGUUGAGACAGUAUGAUUUCUAUGUCGCACCUUGAUCUGACUAUGUAUCACGAAUGCCAAGGUUCAUGUUGAUGCCACGUUUGUUCCCUUGAGGAAGCGCACGUUGCAAAUUUAAUUGUUACGCAGACCAGUGAAU
Messenger RNA from Suillus subalutaceus, 570 nucleotides. Its product is annotated as Erg28-like protein. Gene Ontology annotation, molecular function: protein-macromolecule adaptor activity. The transcript has 5 exons. Gene Ontology annotation, cellular component: membrane; endoplasmic reticulum. Lineage: Eukaryota; Fungi; Basidiomycota; Agaricomycetes; Boletales; Suillaceae. The coding region runs from base 38 to 469 and encodes 143 amino acids. The record is from RefSeq and is a predicted model, not a curated record.